Messenger RNA from Aspergillus calidoustus, 561 nucleotides. Lineage: Eukaryota; Fungi; Ascomycota; Eurotiomycetes; Eurotiales; Aspergillaceae. The record is from the annotation of a GenBank genome assembly.
AUGGAAGAAGGCUGGGAUUUCGACGCCGCCCCGGCCAAGUUCAAGCAAGUGCAGCCCUUCCUGCUAGGCCUCUUCGCCGUCUCCGGCACGGGCUGGCUGAUAAACUACAUCACAACGAUCCGAACCGCGUUUCGAGACCGCACCCCGGGCGUUUCCCUCAUCGCUCUGAGCAACAACCUCGCCUGGGAGCUCGUCUUCGCCAUCCUCCACCCCCCACCGCUGCCCAUCGCGACGAUCAUCGUCCGCUCAUGGCUCCUCGUCGACAUCUUCGUCAUCUACACCACGGUACAGUUUGCGCGAGGCGGCACGCCGGGUAAUGCAGGUGCAGGAAAUUCAAAUGCCCAUCCCCCUCCCGCUCUUCUCAGCCGCUCCCUGCCGCUCUUCGUGCUCGCUGGGAUUCUGGGCUUCGCGUCGGGCCACUGGGUGCUCUCCGUGCACCUUGGUCCGCUUCGCGCGUUCUACUGGAGCGGGAUGCUGUGUCUGGUUACGAUGAGCGGCACUGCACUGCAUCUGCUGGUCCAGCGUGGUCAUACGCGUGGGGCGUCGUAUGGGAUGUGGUAA